CUCUCUGCCUCUGCGUGCGUGCCUACGUUCACAGCGUUUACGAGUCGUCGAUGCCUUCGUGCGCAACGCGAGAGUAGGCAGUGAGCACAGGAGAAAAAUCACGUUGUAUAAUCCGCGACGAGAGACACACGCACGCGAGGAACGACGGAGAGUCACACGUUGAAUAUCGCUUAUUGUCGAGCAGAAGAACAGGGAGCGAGUGCGUGUUGCUUGCGUGCGACAAGGAGAAAGAGAAAAGGAGAGGCGCGCCGCAUCGUUCAGUGGAGAAAGGAGCUACUCCGUGAAAAUCUCCUCGCGCUCCCCUCCGACACACUGCACAAGGUGUCGAAGGCACGUCGCCGCGUGUGUUCGACCGAAUUUCGCGGCCCCGUGAGAGCGAACGAGACGGACGUGGCGCGAAAGGGAGAGAGAACGAGAAAGAGAGAGAGAGAGGAGAGGAAAAAAAGAGAGGUAGACGCGUAAGAGAUAUAUAGGCGCAAUCAAAGGCGGUAGACAAGGACAUCGUGGUAGCGAAGAAAAGGACGCAGAACGGGCGUGGAAGGGAGACGGAAGAAGCGGCGAUCAAGUGGGAGAGAUACGAACUCCGUGGGAGCGAGACGGUGAGAGUGUGAGAGAGAGAGAGAGAGAGAGAGGACGAGACGGAGUCGUCGGAGCGGAGCGAGAGAAACGGAUAGCGACUCGGUGGAGAAAGCGUGACAGACGUAUUCCCAAUAGAGCGAAAGAGGGGUGUGGAACGCACACAGAAGACAGGAGCGUUUCCUGGGUGCGCGCGAGAGAGACGCGGACAACGGACGCUCUGGAGGAGGGAGCGAGGCGCAGUCGGGUUAAAGAGGGGAUAGAGGCGCAACCCGAGCGGUGCUGCCGCCUAUUGGCAACGUCGCGUCGGCUCCCCACCCGGGCCAGUGUCGAGCGAGGUUCAACGGAGAGUUCUUACGACAGUCUGAUCUUCUCUCGUGUGGUCGCACAGUGGCUAGGACAGUUUCGUUCUAAACGUUCGAGUACAAAUUUUAUUCGUCCUCUCUCCAAGCGCAUGUGAGACGAAGAGUAGAGGAAAGAGAGGCAAAGAGAAAGAGAGAGAAACGGUUGCAGCUGACUUCGAAAAGGGGAAAAAAAAAAGAACGUUGAGUGACAGUUCCCUUAUUAAUUCUCGUUUUCGUUAAAAUUCCACAUAUAUACGUGCACACGUCCAGGCACACAGAUCUUUCCGUUCGCGAGAGAGUCGAGAGAGCCGUAACGUCUCGGUACGCGCUCUCCCACUACCGUCAUCGAUUUCCCACACGACGCGCUUCCUCGCGCCGCACUGGUGAGGGAAUUCGCGAGGGUGAAGUAGGAUUCCUCGGUAAAGAGCAGACGAGACGUGGCAACGCCGCCCGUGGCAGCGGCGGCGGCGGCAGCAGCAACGGGAACGGCCGACGCGAUUUACGGAGCAGCGGCAGGAGGCGGCGCUGGUGCUGCGCCCCAACGGCCGUCGAUCGAAGCCCGCGUUAUCGCAAUGGCUUCCGUGAAAGACACAGCGACUUUCUUCGCGGAGGGCACCGCGACGCAGUUUGAUCACGUUCUCAAACUUUAUCCGCAGGCGCUGCGUCUCAAAGCCGAUCACAAGUCGAAAAAACCCGAGGAACUGAUCAAGCUAGACAAUUGGUAUCAGAAUGAGCUUCCGAAGAAGAUCAAGGCACGCGGCAAGGACGCGCAUCUCAAUCACGAGGAGCUAGUGCAGACGAUGAAAUGGAAGCAAAUACGCGGCAAGUUCUACCCACAGCUGUCCUACCUGGUGAAGGUGAACACACCACGCGCCGUGAUGGCAGAAACAAAGAAGGCGUUCAAGAAGCUCCCGAAUCUUGAGCAAGCGAUCACGGCGCUAUCGAAUCUGAAGGGCGUCGGUACCACGAUGGCGUCGGCUCUGCUCGCCGCGGCGUCGCCGGAGAACGCACCCUUCAUGGCGGACGAGUGCCUGAUGGCGAUACCGGAGAUCGAGGGUAUCGAUUACACCACUAAGGAAUACUUAAACUUCGUCCAGCACAUUUCUAACACCGUCGAGAGGCUGAACAAACAGACGUCAAAUGGCAAGUCAUGGAGCCCACAUAGAGUCGAACUGGCGUUGUGGACACACUAUGUGGCGUCCGAGCUGAAGCCGGAACUGCUCGACGGUAUCCCGGGCUCGACAGAGAACGGCAACUCGCACAGUGCCAGUAACGGCGAGGCGACAGAGCCGUCGGAUGAUAGUAAUCAAGAAACGGUGGCAAAUGGCAAAGACACGCCGGCGGCGCUCGAUCCGGCAGCGAUCGAUGAGAACAGUACGACGACUUCCUUCACCGAGGACUCGAUGGACAAACCGGCGACGCCAAUCACCGCCAAUGAUCAUCCCGUUGUGGGCGCUAGCGAGGACACGAAUGAUUCCCUCAUUACCAACGACAGCAGCAACAACGCGACACCACGACCUACCGAUAGCGAGGACACCGAAGAGGACUCGCAGGACGCGCAGGAGCCGCCCACCAAGAAGAGCAAGAAGUGACCCGAUCGGCUCGGUGACGCGACGAGCAACAACGUCAGCACUUUCGUGCCCGCCAGAAGUCUGUCGAUCAUCGCGGCACCGCGUCGUCGAUUCUGAAUCAUUAAACGGAUGAUAGACCGACGGACGUACGGACGACGGACGGACGGAUAGGUAGUAUAGAGAUGGAUGCACGGACGGACGGACGGACGCGGAUGGAUGGAUGAAUUACUCUAUUGCGCGAUUGCUUGAACGGAGCACAGCCGCUCACUUCAUCCUCGGCUCUUACUGAAGGGGAGAGAAAAGGAGAAAAAAGAAAAGGAGGAUUCGUAGGAGCCCCCGAAGAUUCGCAUGGAUUUUGGGAUCCUCGAAUUCUCGAGUUCCCUUACUCUGUUUCUCUCCUCUUUCAAAUCCUUCCCGCAUCUUGCCCACGGUCUCGUUAUAUCUCGUUUCUUUACGCUCCUCCCGUUCUGGUAACGAUUUUUACCAAGUGACCGACGAGUUCGCAUCCUCGUCUGACGUCUAGGUGACUGCUGGAUCCUCGCCGCUGUUGUUGUUCGGACAAUCUCGCGCGUUCACGCAAUGUCAACAAGAGUUUUGCACCACCUUUUGAAUAUGGAUCUCCUGUAUAAAGUAUGCUGGAGCGGACGAGGAAACGUGAAAGUAUAUACUCAGUGUUAUUAGAAAUAAAAAAUCUUUCACGAAUAUAGUGAUAAGCCUUUGUAUUCCUGGCACUCUUGACGGAUUUUUAAUUGUCUUUUUCUUUUUUUUUUCUUCGAUCAUUAUUUCAUUCCCAAGUUUAAUACUUGCGAUAUUUAGGAUUUUUGUUUCUUCGAAUUACA
Cyphomyrmex costatus is the source of this 3330-nucleotide messenger RNA. It is a transcript of the gene Amun, whose product is annotated as protein amun. The transcript has 4 exons. The record is from RefSeq and is a predicted model, not a curated record. Bases 1493 to 2512 code for a protein of 339 amino acids. NCBI's taxonomy places the organism in Eukaryota, Metazoa, Arthropoda, Insecta, Hymenoptera, Formicidae.